Molecule: messenger RNA, 606 nt
Organism: Physcomitrium patens
Lineage: Eukaryota; Viridiplantae; Streptophyta; Bryopsida; Funariales; Funariaceae
Source: the annotation of a RefSeq genome assembly
AUGAUACUUUUUUCUGUUUUUUCGAGCAUUGCUUUAGUCUCUAGUGUUAUGGUAAUACGUGCUAAAAAUCCAGUCCAUUCUGUUUUAUUUUUCAUCCUAGUUUUUUUCAACACUUCGGGUUUACUUGUUUUGUUAGGUCUUGACUUCUUUGCUAUGAUUUUUUUAGUGGUUUAUGUAGGAGCUAUUGCCGUUUUAUUUUUAUUUGUAGUUAUGAUGUUAAAUAUUAAAAUAGCAGAAAUUCACGAGAAUGUAUUGCGUUAUUUACCUGUAGGUGGUAUUAUUGGAGUUAUUUUUUUGUUGGAAAUUUUUUUCAUUGUAGAUAAUGAUUACAUUCCAAUAUUACCAACGAAAUUGAGUACAACUUAUUUAACAUAUACAGUUUAUGCUGAAAAGAUACAAAGUUGGACUAAUUUGGAAACAUUAGGCAAUUUACUUUAUACCACCUAUUUUGUUUUGUUUUUGGUUUCUAGUCUUAUUUUAUUAGUAGCCAUGAUUGGAGCUAUAGUACUUACUAUGCAUAAAACUACUCAAGUCAAAAGACAGGAUGUGUUCCGACAAAAUGCUAUAGAUUUUAAAAAUACUAUCAAAAAAAUCAGAGAUAUUUGA